This is a messenger RNA of Seriola dumerili (greater amberjack), 2513 nucleotides long. Its product is annotated as putative protein TPRXL. The coding region runs from base 73 to 1074 and encodes 333 amino acids. The record is from RefSeq and is a predicted model, not a curated record. The transcript is spliced from 7 exons. Lineage: Eukaryota; Metazoa; Chordata; Actinopteri; Carangiformes; Carangidae.
AGAAGAAGAAGAAGAAAAAGGAGAAGAAGAAGGAAUAAAGAGGAUUUAUCCACAUAUUGGUCCAUAAUAAAGAUGCCCACUCAGAAGGAAUGCAUCGUCUGUAAGAAGAAAAUCGGCGUAGCCAGCAAAACAUGUGCACACUGCGGCGCCAAGCAGCCGUACAAACAAAAGCUGGAGAACAUAAAGAGGAAACUUUCCCACGGCUGGAAGGAGAGGCAGAAGAAGAACAGCAGCGUCAACAAAGUGUACGACGCAACAAAUCUACUGCUCCACAAGUGGGAACUUCUGGAGCGACAUCCGAUGCUGCUUCUCGCCAGGAGAACUACAAAUGGGUUUUUAGCCGAGUGUUUCUGUCCGUGGCAGAUGAACGCAGAAGACGGUAAAGACGCCCUCGCCACAAUAAAGAGGAUUUAUGAAAGUCUCCUUAACGUGGCUCUACCAUCUGGACCAGCGGGGGGGCCGAGGGAGGGUCCAGCAGGAGACAGCGAGGAGCCUUCAGCCACACAGACACAGACUCCACCUCCCGACCACCUCGUCCUCCCUCCUCACAACGCAGCUGACCCGCAGUCAGACUCCGUGUCCUCCCCUCUGCUCAGCCCGCAGCUUCACACUGAAUUCACUUUUGUCGUCGCACCUGGAUCCUCGUCGCUGGUUUCUCCCCUGCCCUCGUCCUCCUCCUCGUCCUCCCACAUCCCUCCUGUGUCCUCCUCCUCCUCCUCCCUGACCCGUCCUGUGUCCUCCUCCUCCCUCACCCAGCCAGCGUCCCCCUCUCUGGUUUCUCCGGUGUCACCGACCCUCUCUGUUUCUCCCAAACCGUCUCUCUCUCCUGCGUCCUCUCAGCCGGACUCUCCAGACUCAGUGUCUCCCUCAUGGACGAGAACACAGGAAAGACGGCGACUAGACCCCAGUGAGUGUCCCAUUCAUCAACGGUCCACCAGUUUCCCAUACAAAAAAAUACUGGGGGAGAGAAUCAGGGAGGGACGCGCAGAGGUGUUGGUGCAGUGGUAUCCUUGCUCCGGAUGUGGAGCAAAGUGGAAAAACACCUGGGAGCCGAAAGAAAAUAUUCUAAGUUAAUUUUAUCCUCAAAAUAGUAUUGUUUUAUUAUUAUUAUUGUUGUUGUUGUUGUUGUUGUUGUUGUGUUAUGAGACAUUUACAGAGACUGACUGACUGACUGAGGUUGUGCCUUUUCGCAUCAGAUUUUUGCCUUUAAUGUAAUAUUUUAAAUAAUAUUCGUCCGUUCUUUCGUGUAACUGCUUUUUAAAGCAAACAUCCUCCUUUUUCUGCAUCGAAGGAAACUGGAUACAUAAAAUAAAUCGUUUUUAAUUAAACUUUAUUGUCACUGGCUGGUUGUUAUGGUUGUUAACAGUAACUUUGUCAGUUACAGUAAGAUGAAGCUGCUGCUAAUGAUAAAGCUGAACAAUAGUUUCUGUUAUUUUUGUGUCACAGGACAGUGAUGAUUUCUCAUGGCGAUGGUGGAUUGAUUUAGAGCGGGGGAUAACAGCCUGUAUCUGGCAACCAUCCGCAGUUGUCGGUUGAGUUUUGUUGUUGUUCUCUUGGUGGACAGACGCAUCAAGGUAGACACGGGUAACUACGGGUGUUCCGGAAAUGGAGUGUGCUCAACUUCAAAAUAAGAGUAGGGUCGGUUUGGCAAAAGUGGGACAUUGAAAUAAAGCCUUGUUUUCCCAUUUGACUUAAAAGUGACCAGAACAUUAGUUUUAUCUGAAAAUCUACCUGUAACUCAACAGACCCUUUUACCUGUGUGAUAUCAUCAUUAAUUCUCUUUAUCCGAGCAUGUUAAGAAGGGUUAUUGUUUCACAAAACAUGACUUUUGCUGAACACAGCCAACAACCUGUCACUAAAUUUAGCAAACAGUUGUUCCGCAGCCAGAACAGUUCCCAUUAUGGACCAAUGGAAAAGAGGCCUGUGCUUGAAAUACUAUGAGAAUACACGUGUUUUUCUUGGCCAUAUUUCCUUUCUUGUCCCGAGUUGCCAAAGUGCUACAGGCCUAAAUAUUGAACAAUUUUUUUAACCAAUAACAGCAUAAAUACAUGCCUGAAGGGAGAAUGAUAAUAGAGGAAUACAUAUUAAAUGUAAUUAAGGAAUACAUUUUAACUGGUUGGAAAUCCACCCAUGAGGGGGGAAAACUGGUUUCAAAGUAGGACAAGAAGAAGACAGAGAAACAGAAGAUUUGAUCAAACAAACACAUCUCAAACUAAAACAUUUAUAAAUAAAAUAUCAAUAAAGAUCAAUUCACUUAUUUUUGUCCAUCAAGAGAAAAUCAAUUGACAACUAUUGUGAUUCAUCAUUUAAAAAUCCACUGGCUGCAGCUAGAGUUUAUGUUCCAAAUGUAUGUGUUUGCUUGUUUUCUUAGCCUUCCAAAAUAAUAAACUAGGGCUGCAACUAAUUAUUUAUCAUUGUCAAUUGUAAAUUAAUCAGAUUGGUUGAUAAAAAGUUGUUUUUCUUAAGCUAUUACGUUUAUAUUUCAUAUUAUAUUUUAUAUAUUUAAUUUUCAC